CAGCCGAAGCAAAUCGCGUCCGUCCGUUCCGCGCCCCACCACUCCCAUGUGAUGUGCUGCCGCCGCUCUUUCCCUCGCUUUCCCCUCCUCCUCCUGCUCCGCUCCCACUCCCCCACCGCCGCCCAUGACGCCGCCGCCCUCGCCUCCGCCUCCGCCUCCGCCGGCCGCCGCGGACGCGCUCGCCCAGAUCCUGCACGCGCUGCUCCCGCCGCUCCUUCUGGCCGCGGCGUCUGCCAACGCGCUCCACUCCCGCUGGCGCGCGCUGCACGCCACGCUGCUCGCGCUCCAGUCCUCGCUCGCCUCCGCGCCCGCCCCGGCCGCCGGCCACCCGCUCUUCGCCGAUCUGGUCGCCUCGCUGCUCCCCGCGCUCCGCUCCCUCCACGCAUUGUCCGCGCGCUGCCAGGACCCGGCCCUCCCCGGCGGCCGCCUGCGCCUCCAGAGCGACCUCGACAUCACCGCUUCCUCGCUCACGCUUCUCCUGCACGACCUCUCGCUGCUCCUCCGUUCGGGGCUCCUCUCCGUCGAUUCGUCGGCGUCCUCGCCCAACGCCAUUGUGCUGCAGGUGCCCGCAGCAGCUGCAUCCCGCUCCGACAAAUCGCUCUUCAUCAGGGACGCCUUUGCGCGGCUCCAGAUCGGGGGCCUCGACCUCAAGCUCAAGGCCCUCGCCUCCCUGCUGGAGUUGCUGGGCAAUGACCCUGCUGCUGAGGCCGCAAACAUCGUUGCCGCCGAUGGCGAUGUGGCUGCGCUGCUCCGCAUGCUCGACGCGUCGGCCCACUCGGCGCUGAGGGACCGUGCAGCAGCGGUCGUGGCCCUCCUUGCCACUGCCUGCGGUGCAUCCCGGAAAGCGGUUUUCGACGAGGGCGGCCUUGGCCCGCUGUUGCGCGUGCUUGAUUCCGCCUCGGCACCGGCCACGAGGGAGCGUGCCGUUGUGGCUAUUGAGGCCAUCACCGCCGAUGCCGGCAGCGCAUGGGCUGUAUCAGCAUAUGGAGGAGUUUCCAUCUUGAUUAAUGCGUGCCGUCCUGGCUCUGGUUCGUUGGCUGUGCAGGCGCUCGCUGUGGCAGCUAUCAAGAAUGUGGUUUCGAUCGACGAUGUGCGCUCAGCAUUGGUUGAGGAGGGUGGGUUGCCAGUUCUGGUUGAUUUACUUGCCAGUGGCACCACUGACACACAGAAGAAUGCUGCUCUCUGCUUGUGGUCGAUCGCGUCCAUGGGCGACCUUGAGACACAGCAACAGAUUGUACAAGAUGGUGCAUUACCGCCACUAUUGCAGGCUCUGCACAUCACCAACGAUCUGGAUCUUCAGAAUUCUGUCCUACGCGCUAUUCACACGCUUGCAGUAGUCCCUUCUGCCGCCAGGAUCCUAUGUUCAUCCCCGCUGUUCUUUGCACAACUUACAGACCUUAUGCGACGUGGUGGUAGCAUCCUGUUGCAGCAGAUGGCUGCCGAUAUGAUUGCUGACCUUGCACCUGGCGUGAGUGAUGACACCAAGCGGUGCAUGGCACCAUGUGUCGGCACGCUGGUUAAGAUGAUGGAGGUAGCUAAGCCUGCAUCUGUACAGGAGUCAGCUGGCCGUGCACUACUUGCUUUGAUGACCUUGAAAUCAAAUCGCAAGGAGUUGGUCAGGGAUGAGAAGAAUCUGACAAGGUUAGUGCAGAUGCUUAACCCCCGGAAUGAGGAGAUUGACAAAAAGCACCCAGUCUCAAUACUGCUAGCACUUGCUAUGGGUGGUGGGAAUGGAACGCGACGGCGUCUUGCAGAUGCUGGUGCUUGUCAGCAUCUACAGAAGCUGGCUGAUGCUGAGGUGCCUUGUGCAAAGAAGGCUUUGCAAAGGAUAUCCAGCAGCCGAUUCAAAAGCUUACUUUCCAGAGGGUGGAACAACUAGUCCAUCUGCUGCAUUGGGGUAAGUUGAAGAGAACCCAAAUGUGGAGAGCUUCGAAUUAUAGAAGAAAGCUUAAGUAUUUAAUUAGGAGGCAUCAUACAAGAACGCCGAGCAAGAGACCAGAGGAGUUCUCAGUUUCUUUGAAGCCAAAAGGUGCACGGUAGCUGCUAUUUAUUUACUAGUAUAUUGACAAGAUAGAAGCAUGGAUGCGGCAUUUUAGGAUGUAUCCUUCAGCUUUUAUGUUUGCCCUUUUUUUGUCUGUUCCUAUUUUAACCUUUUUUUCUUCUUCUCUCUCUCUUUAUCCCUCGCCUGAUUUGUGAAGUAAUUGUAUGUGUGUUGAUUUGGAAUGAAGCAAGUGUUUUUAUCUGCCAAA
Hordeum vulgare subsp. vulgare (domesticated barley) is the source of this 2249-nucleotide messenger RNA. RefSeq lists its product as uncharacterized. The record is from RefSeq and is a predicted model, not a curated record. The transcript is spliced from 2 exons. Gene Ontology annotation, molecular function: protein binding. NCBI's taxonomy places the organism in Eukaryota, Viridiplantae, Streptophyta, Magnoliopsida, Poales, Poaceae. Bases 125 to 1879 code for a protein of 584 amino acids.